Molecule: messenger RNA, 6099 nt
Organism: Cloeon dipterum
Lineage: Eukaryota; Metazoa; Arthropoda; Insecta; Ephemeroptera; Baetidae
Exons: 27
Coding region: 583-5265 (1560 amino acids)
Biological process (GO): adenylate cyclase-activating G protein-coupled receptor signaling pathway
Cellular component (GO): membrane
Molecular function (GO): G protein-coupled receptor activity
Source: RefSeq, a predicted model, not a curated record
UCGGUGAGGGUAGCAACCCGCGUCGGUGUCUCUCUCAGUCUCUAUCUCUGUCUCUCUCUCUUACUCUCUCCCCGUCUGCGAAUAGUCGAGUGUCCGCCAGCCCGCCUGUCGUUGUCGAUUGUGCGCGCGCCAACACCUGCCUGCUUGACUUUCUCGCGUUUGUGACUAAAGGCGCAAACAAGUGUCUCUCUCGCACCUGCACCUCCGCAGAAACACAACAAGUUCGACCACUGCUAUUUGCAAGAUUCUUCAUUGUGCUCCAGGGUAACGGGCCCGGCGGUGCGUGUAAUUGCCAUCACGCAAAUAAUAAUAUUUCUCAGCGUGCGUCGUCGCGCGGCCCGAGCAGCGGGAGCUCGUGGGUGGCGGCACUCACAAUCAGUCCCAGCCCAGCAUUGCGAGCGCAGUCAGUCUGUUCUGCGGGGCGAGUGAGGAAGGUCCGGUCCCUGCCCAAGAGCCGAACCACACCACCACCUGCACGACACACCACCACAUUUCAGGUAGGAGCCGAGCAUGACGUGGAGCAGCCAUUGAGUUUGAAUCGGGCAGGCAGAGCGCGAGAGCCUCUGCUAGAAGGAAGCGAGCAUGAGCGUGACCAGACUGACGCCGUUCGUCUUCGUGCUGCUGCUGUACGGUGGGGCCCACGCGUCCCACCCGCCCAAGCAGACGGGCCCAUGCAGCUGGCUCAUCGACACCAUGCUCAGGCCCGCCGGCGUCUUGCACACGCCCAACUUUCCGCAUAGAUUCCCCACACCCGCCAAGUGUCGGUGGGUGUUGAACACGCCGCAGUCACCGGACAUGAACACAAUCAUCUGGUUCACGCAGAUCUACCUGCUGACCGGGCUCAAGAUCACGGAACAACUGGAGGAAUCGGCCUCGGGCCUGGGGGGCUCGCGCGUGCUGCUCGACACGUCUGCGCACGCGCAGAUGCUCAAUUACACGUGGGUGCGCACGUCAAUGCCCUACCUGAUCGUCGAGCUCAGCCUGGACCAACUAGAGGGCAACCACGUGCGCACCAGGGACAACCUGCUCGACGUGUUUGGCUUCAACAUCACCUACGAACUGGUGCCCGCCGACAAGGACACGCAGCAGCUGUCCAAACGCUGCAGCGUCGUCGAGUGCUCCUACGCGGGCGACUGCCUCGCCGACGCCUCCUUCACGAAUUACGGCUGCGUCUGCUACAAUGGUUUCUCCGGCGAUCAAUGCCAGUUUGGACCUCUUUGCAACGCUGAGCUCAAUCCCUGUCUCAAUGGCGGCGUGUGUAGACACAUGACCGUGGACGCUGUUUUGUGCACCUGCAUUGACUCGCGCUUCUACGGCCCUCUCUGCGAGUUCUCCAACGUCACAGACUGUGAGCGAGGCGGCCUUUGCGAGGCGCAGUGUCCCUUCGACGCCAACCCCCAGACUGCGUGCAAGUGCGGUUUGGGCCAGCCAGUCUCGGCCGAUCGAGCCCGCUACGAGACGACCAUCGAGUUGAUGAACAAGACGCAUUCGCGAGCAUCGCCCUCUUCAGUAGCUGCCGCGGUGAACCCUUUGGAUGAGGUCAUUGCCGGCAAGCUCUCCAAAUUCCUGCGCUCGACGAAUUUGACCCGCGUCGAGGACGUCAAGGUCGUCAAAAUCAUACCGGGAGUUUCGCUAACCUUCAGCUUCAUCAGCGCCAAAAACGAGAAGGUGUUGCUGGCGAUGGACAGCCUGAUUCAAAAGGGACGACUUGGGCCGUUUGAGCUGAAGAAAACAUCUGCCAGGGAGCACAAAAAGGAGCCAGCCUUGUUUUUGGAGAGCGUUCGGGUGAACCACGAGCGGAUUCUUCACGUAGGCGACGAGUUCAUCGUGUCGUGUCUGGCGCAGGGAUCCACAGACAUGGAAUUUCGCUGGUUUAAGGAUGGCAUCCCUGUCAACGAGACACUCGCCCUCAGGGACAUGGAGCAGACUCUGCUGGAAAGGGACAGCCGCGACAUGUACACGGCGCUGCUGAGGGUUUCGAGUGCCACCCCUCUGGACGAGGGAAAUUACACAUGCCAGGUAGUGGACCGCGGAAUGCAGCAAUGCAAGUCGCUGUACAUCGAGGUCGCCUCGCCGCCCAUCGUCUCCAUCAGCCCCAUGAGCGUCACCUUGUCCAAAGGCGAAAAUCUAACCAUCUUCUGCAUGUCUUCGAACGACAAGAGGAGCGAGAAGUUCGGCUACAACUGGACGAAAAACAACGCUCUGCUGCCGACCAACGCCGGCCGGGAAAUGAUGGAGGACUUGCACCCAGAUGGCAGUCUUCUCAGAAUAUACCACGCGCACUCGAGCGCGACGUACGCGUGUCACGUGCACAGCAGCGCCGGUUCGAGCUCGGCGAAGAUCGAGGUGUCGGUGACCUCGCCUGAAAUCAUCCCCUUGUGCCGCGGCGAGAGCCUGCUCGGGGUGCAGUGGCCGCACACCACCCCCGGCCAGGUGGCCAUGCAGCCGUGCCCCGUGCAGCAGCACUGGAGCGUCAGGGCCGCCCGCAGGACCUGCUUCCUCUACGAGCCAGGCGUCGCCAGGUGGCAGGUGCCCGACUUCUCCGAGUGCACCUCCGCAAGGUUCGACACCAUCAGGAAAAAGUUCCGGCUGUACACCCUGGGUUACUCGGCGACCACCCCUGAGUCGACCCUGCGCUCGGUGCUCAUCUUCCUGGACUCGCACAAGAACCUGCUGCCAGGCGAAGGUGAGCCCGUGCUCGACCUGCUGACCGAGGUGCACGACUUCCUCAGGACCAGACCGCACAGUCGGCCGCCGGCGCAGAUCAUCGCCACCUGCAGGGCGGCCUGCCAGGCCCUAAAUAUGCUGCUCGAGCACUCCAAGUCACUCGUCAAGCCAGCGAGAGUGGGCCAACUGCAGCAGCUGAUGCGAAAGCAGAGCCUUCUGUGGGGCUCGCACUUGGGCGCACCCAGCUCAGCCCAUCUUGAUUUGAGUUCCGUCUUGCUGGACAUCGCCCGGCUGACCACCACCGGAAUCUACAAACUUCGCUACCCGCUGCGUCCCUUUGAUUACCCGGGCUGGUUCACGGACAAAUUGGACGUGCGCAUUCAGGCGCCGAGUGUGAGCAACAUGAGCUCAGGGGCGAGCUCGAAUAAGAAGUCGGCGGCGACGACCACCAGGGGACAGCAGGUGCAGCUCGCCCCUGUGGACGCCAACGUGACCAUCGCGGUCAUCAUCUACCGCUCCUUUACGAACUUCCUGCCCGAGAGAUACAUUUCGCGCCUCAGGGAUGGCGAUUCGGUGGAGCUGCAGUUGAACUCACGCGUGUUGACGAUCGCUGCGACGCGCGGCCUGCGAGAGGAGGCGAACCUGCUGGACGUCGAGUUGGAGCUGGAGAGCAGGCCGACGUCGAUCGCGCCCAGCGAUCGGCGCCACUGGAACGCAACGUGCGCCUCGUUCAGCGGCAAGUCGUGGCUGGUGGACGCGUGCCAGGUCACCUUCGAGUCGGACAACGUGACCAGGUGCAGGUGCCUCGGCUCUGGCACCUACGCCGCCAUGCUCGCCAUGCACGCACCCCACAAGUCGUCGUCAGCGCGCUCACCGCAACUGCCCGUGGCCGCGGGUUGUGCCUUUUGUCUUGUGCUCAGCGCCGUGUGCUGCGUCCUGUUGACGGCCCACGUCUGCCUGCGCAACUCGUGCCUCGUGUUCCUCAAGCUACAGGCAGCCGGCGCCGUGCUCGGCGCCACCAGCGUCUUCCUCGUCGCCUCCACGGCACUCGUACCAAGGGGAUGGUCGAGCGUGCUGACCACAGUUUUGGAGGGCUGCCUUUUGGUUGGUCUGUCCUCGCCGCUGAGCACGCUGAUGCUCGUCUACGCCGAGGUGGUGCAGAUGAGACCCAGCACCGAGGUCGCCUCCAUCAAACACUUGCGCCAAACCGUAGUCAGCGUCAUCACAGGUCUGCCGGUGGUGGCCGUUUUUUGCUCGCACCUGGCCCACUCGGCCACUUCGCAGAACUCGCAGUCGGCGCUGCUCUUGACAGCUGGCACUGCAAGAUUCAACAUUUUCAUCGCCUGCUCGCUCGGCAUGACCGUCAUCUUCAUCGUGGUGCACGGCGCAACCACCAGGCGGCUCCAGCUGCUCGAGAAGCAGAACUCUGGCAAGAACAAGGCCAUCACCCGCAGGAUCGGUUUGCUCAAGAGGGCCUCGGCUAUUUUCUCCGCGCUCGUUUCCGUCAUUAUUGCCAGCUUGUUGCACAUCAACUUGCCCAACAGGACUUAUCAAUUUGUGUUCAGCUUGAGCUGCGUCGUCUUGGGUGUUACCCUGAUCGUGAGCUACGUCAUCAAAAGUGAGACGCCCCUGAAGUUAAAGGACCUCAUUCAGGCCAAGAAGAAGAAGCAGAAACAGAAAAAGGAGGACGGAGCGCCCGAGUUCAGUUCCGAGUCGCUGGACAGUCCUCUCAGGCUGUUUCUACGGCCCGACGUGACGCACGGCAACGAGUCUGGCAACCCUGGCGUGGUGCUGGACGCCGAGGAGGUGUUAGCCAACAACAGCAUCGCCGCGACGCCGCUGGACGAGGGCCGCGAGCUGCUGCCCGUGGGUCACUCAGCCGGGCGCAGGGAGUCGCCGAGCAGGCCCGGCAGGGACUGUCAAUCAGGCACCGUCGAGACCUACGUGCAGCCGGACGCCGAGCCGGAGCGGUUCAGCCCAAAGCAGCCGACACCGACGCCGCAGCCGCAGCCCGCCAGGUGCUUCAUCCAGGGCGAGGGACUCGUCGUGCAGGUGUGCGUGGAGCCCGAGCCGCUGAACGGCUACGUGCCGAUGGCGCCGAAGCAGGUGUCGCGCGCCAUCCCGGUGGCGCCGCCGUGCGUGCCCGACAUCACCUUUUCGUGCACAGGCUCAAGCAAGAUGUGCCCCCCUAGGGCGCCAGAGCCCAUCGAGGGGCUGCCCUACCUCAACCUCUCGCCCAACGGCAAGAAAUCGACGCCGCCACGCGUCACCUUCUCAGGGUGCGACUCGGUGCAAGAGGUCGACCUGCCACCGCCGCCGCCACCCCCCUUAUUGGUCGGCGCCGAGAGCAAGGAGCGGAAGCAGCCUGAUGGGCGGGAAAUCAGCCACCAGGACAACGUGGAGGGGAUGCUGGACCGAAUUUCGCACGACCUGGACUAUUUGCUGAGCCGGAACGCGGGCCCCACGGAGGCUGCAGCCCCGGUGGUGUCCAAGGUGCCGCUGCGGAGCGCCCUGAAGAAGAGCAGCGCCGGCAAGUCUGUCAAAAUUCGAGAGCCGACCAGCAUCAUCUUCAUCAGCUCCGACUCGUGCGACCCCUAGCAAGACUGACGUCGAUUUUUCAACCUCGUGUCUGUGAUCGUUGUAGAUGAAAUUGCAAGUCAGAGCAACAAGGACAAAUUGCACGCUUUGUUCAUCGCCUGGUUCGCUUUGGAAUGAACAAGGGUGCCAAUUUUUUCUUCGGCAACAAGCAUCCGGUUUUGCUGACUGACAUUUACGCAUCUGAACUCUGAACCCAUUCUUCCAACAAAUGUCCACACUUUUGUGUUGUAACCAUAAUAAUACAGAGCAGUUUUCGAGUUAAAGACUGGACAAAACUUUGUUUAAAAUCCCAUCCUUGUUCAAUCAAGAAGAUUUUUUCUGUUAAUCCCUUUGAAGAGACGAAUCAACUAGUGGAUAUUUAUUUCUUUUCAAUAAUUACCUCUUGAUAUUUUUACGGAGGUCUUUAUGGGCUCGUAGACCAUUUUAAAAAUUUAAAUUAUGUAAAAAUUACAUUAUUUUUAUAUUAGCCAAAUUCAUAUUGUUAUGCUUCAUUAAAAAUACUCUUGAUAAGUUUUUUUAAAGCUAUUAAAAAUCACUCUACUUUUUCAUAAAUUUAUUUUAAUCCAUUCGUGAGCUGGUUUUCAGCCCACAUAAAAAUUUGUGAAUUAAAAUUACAGACACAAAUAAUAUCGAUGGAUUGAUGUCGUUUGUAGGAAAAAGAUUGAACAAAAAAUCGAAUUUUGUGUAGUUUAAGCUCAAAAUAAAAAAUAUUACAGAUGUUGCAGUCAGCAAAUCGCGGCGUGCGUGCAUCGUCUAGUGGUAAACUGGCCUACGUUGGGGCUCCGGCGGCCCCUGCUUGAGUACGUACACAAAAAACACGCGCAUUUUGUGAUA